AUGGCGGGUGUUCUCUCCGUCAUCCGUCGACUGUACCUCACUCUCUACAACUGGAUCAUCUUCGCUGGAUGGGCUCAAGUUUUGUACUUUGCGAUAAAGACUUUGAAGGAAACGGGAUAUGAGAAUGUCUAUGAAGCCGUCGAGAAGCCUCUCCAGCUUGCUCAGACUGCUGCUGUUCUCGAGAUUCUGCAUGGACUAAUAGGUUUGGUCAGAUCUCCUAUUUCUGCAACUCUGCCACAGAUAGGCUCGAGGCUAAUUCUCACUUGGGGAAUCCUAUACAGUUUCCCAGAGGUCCAAUCUCAUUUCCUUGUUACCUCGCUGGUCAUAAGCUGGUCUAUCACAGAGAUUAUUCGCUACUCCUUCUUUGGUCUUAAGGAAGGUCUAGGCUUUGCACCUUCAUGGCACUUGUGGCUCAGAUACAGCAGCUUUAUAUUGCUAUACCCUACCGGUAUCACCAGUGAAGUAGGUCUUAUCUACCUUGCCUUACCACACAUCAAGACAUCUGAGAUGUACAGCAUUAGGAUGCCUAACACAUUGAACUUCUCAUUCGACUACUUCUAUGCAAUGCUACUCGUCCUUGCAACCUAUGUCCCAGGAAGUCCACACAUGUACAGGUACAUGCUUGGGCAGCGAAAGAGAGCUCUCUCCAAAUCCAAGAGGGACUAA
Microthlaspi erraticum is the source of this 666-nucleotide messenger RNA. The record is from the annotation of a GenBank genome assembly. Lineage: Eukaryota; Viridiplantae; Streptophyta; Magnoliopsida; Brassicales; Brassicaceae.